Portunus trituberculatus (swimming crab) is the source of this 2351-nucleotide messenger RNA. RefSeq lists its product as uncharacterized. Lineage: Eukaryota; Metazoa; Arthropoda; Malacostraca; Decapoda; Portunidae. The coding region runs from base 110 to 2305 and encodes 731 amino acids. The record is from RefSeq and is a predicted model, not a curated record. The transcript is spliced from 9 exons. Gene Ontology annotation, cellular component: guanyl-nucleotide exchange factor complex.
CACACACACACACACACACACACACACACACACACACACGUCAACAAGAGCUAAUUAACAAAGUAUCCUUUAUUAAACUUCGACACAGGACAGAAAGAUCUUCCUUGGAAUGACAAAUCUAUCUGUGCUGAAUCUGAUCACCACCACCGUUGCCGCUACUGCUGCCACCGCCACUCCCAGUGUAUAUAAUUCAACUGGCAGGACAGGGUGGCGGGUAUACCGGGCUUCCUCCACCACGCUGCGCCCCGCCCACACCUGUGCUGGCGUGGGCAGCGUCACCACCUUCACGUGGCUCAACUUCGCCAUCGCCGUCACCAACAUUGCGGUCAACAUCGCCAACAACAUCAACAACAACAACAAUAACAACAACAACAAUAAUAAUAACAACAACAACAAUAACAAUAUUAACGUUGAUAAUAAUAACAACAACAAUAACAAUGUGAAUGAUAUCCAGUUUCGCCCACCCAUGCGCAGACGAGAAGCAAGGAGAGUGAGGGACGAAGCUGUCAAGGACCUCAGCGUGCGGGGCGUCGCCGGCCAAGGGUGUGAACGACCCUUGGACCCUCGCGGUACCACGAGGUCACAGGAGAGCCUGCCAAGUAGACAAGUGGAUCAGGGAGACAAUGCAGUGAGGCAGCCAAGUGGACCUAAGGAGCCAUACGAAGAUGCAGCAUCCUUAGGCACUGUCUUAGCCUUGGGACUGUGGCAGCGAGUGGCAGGGGAGCGUUACCCUUCCUGCACACUCUACACCUUCUGCAGCGUCGCUCGCACCGCCGCAGACUUCUCUUACCAGAGUUUUUCAAGCUUUUCCCGCGGCGCUUCUCACGUCCACACCAAUACCACCAACAGUGGCCUCCCUCCCACCCACACACCUCGUCGCACCCUGACCGCCGUCAUAUAUUUCCUCAGCCGGGUGGUGGGUGCUCGCCUGCUAAUGGGGGGUGAGGCACUGCAUGGUGUUGAAGCCGGGGACAUCUUGGCCGCUCAGAAAAUUGGAAGUCUGUCAUUUCCUUGCCUAAAGAUCUACCCUUGUGUCCACCCUCAUCCACGGCUCUGCAUCACAGCCACAAACACAAUGUCAGCGAAAAUACACACACUAGUUGCCAUGUUCAUGUCGAUAGAACUUAUAGUGUUGACAGCCACUUGUGUGCUAGCGAGUGCCAAGUCCCACCCAAAACUUACACAGCCACAGCGAUCCCCUGGAGGUGCUGGGAGGGAUGGAAUACAUGGUUCGCAAAAUUCACUAACUUUUAACGUGACGAAGUCUGAAACAGAAACAAAUUAUGCUAAGAGGGACGGGCUUUGGUUAAUAGGUGGUGUGGUGUGGGAGAGGCCUCGUGUUGGAGGUGUUGCCUCAUGUCCACACGCUGACAGAGGCAAGGCCGAUGAGCAUGCCAGGACACGGAGGCAUCAGGCGUGGUGGCCUUGGCUGCCUCACACCACCACCACCACAAAACUGCCGCCACUCAAUCCUCUUGAGUUUGUGCGGCGACGCCGUCAACGCCUCAAGCUGAGCAACUCAGUCUCCAACAAACACAGGAGAAUGGAUUCCAAGAAAUCCAAAGUGACACAAAGGGUGACCUUCCUGCUGACUGAGGAGAACCCCGAGGACCGCUGCCCGGCGAAGGAGAACAUCAAAGUUUUUACGCUCCUUAACUUCCUCCUCGCGUCUUCCAACAUGGCCAUCAACAUAGUCAACAAUAUCAACAACAACAAUAAUAAUAACAAUAAUAACAAUAAUAAUAAUAACAAUAAUAUCGAUAACAUCAACGUCAACACCAACAAUAACAACGCAAAUAACGUCAACAACAUCGACCUUAAUCAGAUGGGACGACGACGGAGAAGAGUAACUAUACAAAGACCCUCUUUCACAGAAUCAUUCUCCUCCUAUUCCGCCUUCCAUAACAACAACAUCCUUCUCUCUGCCCACCGCUGCAUCGGUGUCAUUCCUAAAAGCCAAGCCCAGGUGGCGCUGGUGCUGGCAGUUGACCUCGUCUUGGCGGUACAGGAAGUACUUGCUGUCCAACCUAUUCUACUACAUUCUCACUCCUUCGGUAGCCGGGAAAGCCCUGCGGGGUUCUUGGAAGAUAAACGGGUAGAGAAGAUCCCCAUGACAUCUACUAGUACUCAGGCCAUUCAAGAGCUGGUGUGCGGCGCCUCACAAGUGGCUUCUCUUAGUGGCUCUCUCGCCGCCGCGGUGUUCCAGGAGUUAAGUGGAAUGGUGCUAAAGUACCUACUGCCAGACGCCUCACCUGCCCUGCUGCACUAUAUGACCACCUGCACCACCACCACCACCACCAUAUGACUAGCUACGAACCUGCCAUGACUGCCUCAGAUAUGUCCAUCACCAC